UUUUGUGGCAGUUUCGUUUAUGCUUGGGCCGUGUUUAACGGGUUUUUGGUGCUCAGAACUCUGAUUGUGUACACAGAAAAUGUUGAAAAUCGUAUUCGUAGUCGCGAUUCUGUCGCUUGUGAAGUGUGGACAGUCCCAAAUUGCUUUUACCAAUCAGCCAUGCUCGGUUCGAAAUCCAAAAAUCGUGGGAGGCAGUGAGGCGGAGCGCAACGAAAUGCCCUUUAUGGUCAGUCUGAUGCGUCGAGGUGGUCACUUUUGCGGCGGCACUAUCAUCUCAGAGCGGUGGAUCAUCACGGCGGGACACUGCAUCUGCAAUGGGUUGCAGCAGUUCAUGAAGCCAGCUCAAAUCCAAGGAGUUCUGGGUCUGCACAGCAUCAGGGAGUACCUCAACGGGAUUGGCAACGGUCCGGAUGCAUUGAGGGUGGACUUCAAGAACAUUGUGCCCCAUCCGCAAUACGACUGCAACGAUGUGAAACACGAUAUAGCCCUUCUGGAGCUGGUACAACCAAUACGAUUCUCAUCACACAUCCAGCCCAGUUGCGUAGGAUCCGAAGAGGGGCACCGAAGUCUGGAGCAGGAGUACGGAACUGUUUCUGGUUGGGGCUGGACGCACGAGAACCAGGCGGAAAACGAUCGCUCUGAUGUUCUGCGCAAGGCCACCGUUAAGAUAUGGAACAACGAGGCAUGCGAGAGGUCCUACAGAUCCUUGGGAAAGAGCAAUACCAUCGGAGAGACGCAAUUGUGCGCCGGUUAUGAAAACGGUCAAAUCGACUCGUGUUGGGCGGAUUCUGGCGGUCCGCUGAUGUCCAAGGAGCAUUACCUCGUUGGCGUGGUGUCCACUGGGAUCGGCUGUGCUCGUCCAGGUUUGCCCGGAAUAUAUACGCGCGUCAGUAAAUACGUAUCUUGGAUGCAGAAGGUGAUAGCCGGCAGGAAAUAGUUUUCCAAAAAUCUUCAACAUAAAGAUUGUGAUUCUCUUGUGAUAUUAGUCGUAGUCUAUUAUGUGAUCCUUUUUAAUAAACGUUACUUAAACCAAUUUGAAAUUUCAA
Messenger RNA from Drosophila yakuba, 1046 nucleotides. Its product is annotated as transmembrane protease serine 9. Gene Ontology annotation, biological process: proteolysis. The transcript is spliced from 4 exons. Bases 80 to 937 code for a protein of 285 amino acids. Lineage: Eukaryota; Metazoa; Arthropoda; Insecta; Diptera; Drosophilidae. Gene Ontology annotation, molecular function: serine-type endopeptidase activity. The record is from RefSeq and is a predicted model, not a curated record.